AUGCAACAACCGCAGCAGGGACAAGAGCAACUCUCGACAACUCUCACAGCUCAACACAAACAUACCACACCUAGGAAUGCGCUUCAGCAAAAAGACAGACAGCAAAAAACCCAAAGUUUAGACUACGUAAUCAGAUCCGGACUUGCAGGUGGAUUAGCAGGUUGCAUGGCAAAAACUGCGAUCGCGCCAUUAGACAGAGUCAAGAUUCUGUUCCAAGCCGGAAACCCUAUAUUUGAUAAAUAUGCAGGUACAUUUACUGGUGCAUUCAAGGCCGGUCGUGAUAUAUUUACCACCUCUGGUACAAGGGGACUCUUCCAGGGCCAUUCUGUUACACUCCUUAGAAUUUUCCCCUAUGCUGCUAUCAAAUUUGUCGCAUAUGAACAAUAUAGAGCACUACUUAUGCCUACAAAGCAAGCCGAAACACCAGCAAAACAAUUCGUUGCAGGCUCUUUAGCAGGUGUAACAUCCGUUUUAUUCACAUACCCGCUCGACCUUGUUAGAGUGCGCCUGGCGUACGAAGUCAAGCAAGAUAGAUCAAAAGGAUCAAGUGUGAUAGCAACAUGUCGACAAAUUUAUCAUGAACCUGCUGCUUCUCGGGGUUUUAUGCAAUUGAAUAUAUUAAAUUUUUACCGAGGAUUUCUACCAACAGUAGUAGGAAUGAUACCAUACGCAGGAGUAUCGUUCUGGACAUACCACAUUGUCACUCAAUUCUGCCGUUACAACCCAAUUGCAACAAAGUACACACUCAAGCCUGAUGUAGUCGAUUUUGAUCCAGCUAAAAGCAACCUUACAGUUCAACAACAACGAAUUGUGGAUAAACCACCCUUAAAAACAUGGGCUGAAUUGUUUUGUGGAGGUGUGGCUGGUUUGGUAGCUCAGACAAGUAGUUAUCCACUCGAGGUAAUUCGGAGGAGAAUGCAAGUCGGAGGUCUAUUGGAUCCAACUGUCUUUGUUGGUUUUGUAAAAACAACCAAAGAUAUAUUCAAGUCAAAGGGGCUCAAAGGCUUUUAUGUGGGGCUUACCAUUGGUUACAUCAAAGUGAUUCCGAUGGUGGCAAUUAGCUUUACUGUGUACGAGAAAAUGAAAUAUGCCUUGAACAUAUACUGA
Molecule: messenger RNA, 1107 nt
Organism: Phycomyces blakesleeanus NRRL 1555(-)
Lineage: Eukaryota; Fungi; Mucoromycota; Mucoromycetes; Mucorales; Phycomycetaceae
Exons: 6
Coding region: 1-1107 (368 amino acids)
Biological process (GO): transmembrane transport
Source: RefSeq, a predicted model, not a curated record